Molecule: messenger RNA, 1617 nt
Organism: Chenopodium quinoa (quinoa)
Lineage: Eukaryota; Viridiplantae; Streptophyta; Magnoliopsida; Caryophyllales; Amaranthaceae
Product: protein starmaker-like
Exons: 12
Coding region: 1-1617 (538 amino acids)
Source: RefSeq, a predicted model, not a curated record
AUGGUCGAGUAUGGGGGAGGUGAUCCUAUGAAGGGGUUUAAGGGAUCUCCUUUGGUUCUUGUGAUUACAUACCUUGACCGUCUCAACAUAGAUGGUAGAGGUAUGGUGUGGGACAAAAGUGUACCAAGGGUAGGGGCUUGGGAACAAGGUUUUAUUGAUGCAGCUAUUACCGCUGAUAAAGGAAAAGAUGGAAAUUUUGGUGCAGCUGAGGAUGAACACUGCAAGAAAAAGGGUAAAGCGGUUGCCCGUAAAAGAAGGUCAAAAAAUGCAAGUACAAAUGAGGGGGAACUAGAACAGCAGGAGAAGGGCAUUUCAAUUGGGAAGAAAAGAACUAAGGCAGCUUCAUCUUCAAGAGAUAAGCAAAUAAAAGAUAUACAGCUUAAUACUUGGAGCCAAAAUGGAGAAGAAAAAGGCAAGUUGGGUAAGAAAAGAAGAAAGGAGAAAACAUCUUCAGAUUCUGAGGGUGAGGAUGAGACCAAAAAACAGAAGAAAAAAGGCAAGUUGGGUAAGAAAAGAAGAAAUGAGGAAACAUCUUCCGAUUCUGAGGAUGAGGAUGAGGACAAGAUAAAGGAAUUAUCUGCCAAAUUAGGUGAUAAGAGGAAAAUAUCCAAAUAUAAGUUAGACUAUGAUGAAGUGUUGUUAAAGAAGGCUCCCAAGGAGAAAAGAGAUGACAGUGAUGAUAAUGAAUUAGAUAAGGAAACCGAAGAUGAAGAUGACAAGGAUGGCAGAACAAAAAGCGAUGGCUCCCAGAGAGAAGAUAGACCUUAUGACAAAUAUGGAGAAGGGAAGUCUGAGGGGGAAAUUGAACCUGACGGAGAAGAUGAACCUGCUGAUGAGGUUGGACCUUAUGAGGAAGAUGAACCAGCUGCUGAUGAGGGUGGACCUCAAAAGGAAGAUGACGCUAAUGGUGGAAAAAGACCUUCUGAUAAGGAUGAACCUGAUGGUAGAGAUGGACCUCAAGCAGGUGCUGAUGAUGACCUCGACAUACCUCGAUCUAAAAAACCACCUACUAUGUCCCCAACCGCUAGAAGACUUGCUAAGAUUAUACUGCAGAAAAAAGGCAAUGAAUCGUUGAGAAACUCAGUGAUGUUUAAGUUUCGAACAUUAUCUUUGACUCGCGGCAUGCUACACGAUUCGUUUAAGAAGAACGGGUCAAUAUCUGCGAUUAUUAUGGAGGCCUUUGGGAAUAUGUUGAAUGAAUUCACUUGUGAAGAUCCAAAGAAUGGCAGACAUGUUUACGUGAUGCCAGUAACUUACAUGGAAGAGGCUAUAAAGAAACUAAGGGCCCAAGGCGAUGUUGGGGACAUUGUGAAUCGAUGUGUGGAGACCAUUGCACUGGAUAUUGCUGUUUGUGAAAUAUUAGAAAACCAUAAAAGGGCAAUGCUUUUUAUUUGUAAGUUCCAUUCAUGUAAGUCAAAAGUGAAUGGUAUGAACUUCUAUUCAUCUAAAUGCAGUGAUAUGGACAACAACCUAGACAUAGAUCUUAACCAAGAUGUAGAAGAACAAGUCAUCGUUGAUGAGGCAGAGGUAGAUGUAGACAACCUCUCUCAAGAUAACGAAAUAGAGAACUUUCAGCAACAAGAUAUUGAUCAUGAAAAUGAAGAACAAAAUGAUUAA